Lytechinus variegatus (green sea urchin) is the source of this 3155-nucleotide messenger RNA. RefSeq lists its product as uncharacterized. NCBI's taxonomy places the organism in Eukaryota, Metazoa, Echinodermata, Echinoidea, Temnopleuroida, Toxopneustidae. The transcript has 6 exons. The record is from RefSeq and is a predicted model, not a curated record. Bases 873 to 2222 code for a protein of 449 amino acids.
GCUUAUGUACAUGGUGUAAGGGUACCGGAAAUUUGAGGAUGUUUAUUCAUUCGUCGCAACGUUAACGUGAAGAGCGGCCACAAAUAAUUUUACUUUGUCUACGCGCAUGCGAACUCUUAUUCCGAAGACGCAAUCUGUGAAUAUUCAUAUUGGCUUCCGGAACUGUGGUGGGGAAAAAAAUGUCCCCGGUCGUUGCCCAUGAUUCAGUCUGCAUACGUCACUAGAGAAAAAUCAGUAAUCACAUCACGAAAAGAACAGAAGAUAUUUCAUGGAUGAAAUGAGUUAAAAGAACUUCAUGUUGACAAACCCAUAAAUGAUUCAAAUGAUUUGUAUUCGUUUGUAUAUAUUGGGCAUGGGUUUUCGACAAGACCACAGCCAUUACAGCAGGGGAGGGUGAUAGAAUGGGAGGGGUGAUAUGGAAAGGGGUAAUAGAAGGGGGGUCCUGAAUUAUCUUUGCAUACGGGCAUGCAUGGCGGGUGCGUGAGACGGGGGCAGGAAGAUUAACGUUUUACGUGCUUCCGCUAUUUUGUUACGUUCUGCCACUGCUGACACUGGCUGGCUCAACCCAUUCCAGAUCAUAGACGAGUAUUCUUACAUCGUUUCCUAUUACAUCGACUUAUCUCCGCUGGCUUCAACUAAUAACGGGACAGUGCCCCUGUUUCAUCUGUAGACAAGUGGAUGCAAGCUCUUUCAACUUAUUUCAGAUAUUUUAUGGGAAAAUAUUCACACCUGCCAUUGCUGUUAUCACUAACCUACAAAGAAAGUGGAUGUGUAUAAGGUGACUUCUAUCAUGCAAAAUUUCAGACCUAAUCUCUUUUGAAGAUUAAUAUUGCUUUAACUGUUCCUUUAGUCAUUUGAAGUGAAUUGGGACGAUGAGGAUUGUUUUACUCGUGUGUUUUCUAUCUGGACUAUCUGUGCGAGAUGUAACGAGCAAUCCUGUCAAUUGUGCCAAUCAUGGACAAUGGUUAGGCACGAAUAUCAACUGUCUACAAAUAGGUCCACAACAAAAGAGAGAGAAACCCGAACUCCCUGAAAAACCCGAGAGACCGGAAAGACCGGAGAGACCGGAAUUCCCCGAGUCGGAGUUGUACGAGCCGGAAGAACCGGACGUCGAAGAACCCGAAUACCGAGGACUGGGAUGGGGUACUCCCAGACCGUGUCCGCCAGGGAACAAGAAUUGCAAUCGAGGUGGAAAUGGGGGUUCUAAUGGAGUUAUGGGAGUUUACAAGGCAGCAGCGUUCAUUGGCGUUGCUAUCCUCAUUGCAAUAUUGGUUACCAUUCUCAGCCUCGUGAUAUAUUGUGUAUGGAAACGAAGACGAGAUAUACGUCCUACUCAUAUCAAUAAUGGUAUAAAGAUAUCGAAUGCGAGCAAUGGAUACGCCACACCCGGUGGAAAGUGCUCCUUGGGAGUAGGUGGGUCUGGUGCUAUAUGCACAUGCACGAACACCGGCCACCAGUGUUGCGAACAAACUAAGGUAUCACGACAAAAUCAGCAUGACAACACACACCACUACGCCGGUCCGUCACACAACACGGCACAAUCUUCCACUCCAGUAAGCAGAAAACCGCAAGUCAUUCCAUAUGCGCAGUCAGAGGCAUAUCCAAGCAGAAGUGACAAGACUGCUGAUAACGACGACAACCUCAGAGGAUACAUGGGCCUGAUAAAAAGUCGUCCUGAAGGCGAUCCAAAACACCCAACCCCACCUAACCAUCCUCGAACUGGUAUAACACAGGCAGUAAAUCACGAAUACCACUUGCCACACCAUGGUUCAGCCAUUGUAGGAACGCCACGAAUCAAUCAUCCAAGAGAGCCGCAGCAGACACACGCCCUCUCCGGUAGCCGCGAUCGCCAGUCACCCGAUGCAGAUCCUUAUUAUUUUAAGUUGGAUGAUAGCCCGAACACGGUCCAACCAAGAUCGAUGAUGCCAGAUGGUAAUGUUCCUGACCUCAUUGCGAACCGGCCUCUGCCAUCCAAAGAGUUGAUACAGGAGAGAUCCCCACUCGCCUCUGACGAACGAAUGAUGCAGAAAGGUCUUUCAACGCAAAGGGGAGGAUAUGAUGCCAUUUUUGUACAGGAUGGCUCGGGCUCUGAGGUUUCUCCGCAUAAUAUCCAUGCAGCUGAAGAAAGUUACGAUAAAUUAGACCGGUCGAGAAAAUCGUUCAGACCCAGAGAUAAUAAUGGAGAUUAUAACACGAUAUCCCUCGACGUACUCAAGAUGUAACAUUGUCACUAAUAAGACUGCAGUCUGUGUAAAUGCAAUUGAGAAACAACAAGUUGAUUUCCAAAUAAUCAAAUGAAAGUUGAUAUACAAAUUGAAAUUAUGAAAAAUCCGUCUUUACUGACUUAAUAUCAAAAGAAAUUGAUACCCUGCAUUUCUUUUCCCAUGGAAUUCCAUAUUACAUCCAUUCCUGUUGAAUCUUAUUAUUCAAAAGCUUUUUUGCUGAAGUUUGUUUUGAAAAACUAAAAUCUACUGCAAAUGAGAAGCACUCACUAAAUGCCAUGUACUCACAAGCAAUAAGGAAAAAUCAUACAAGCUCGAGCAUUACACCUAUAUUCUCAUUCCAAUCGAAUGGACAAAUAAGAAAAAUUUCGACAUCUUAAAGUUUCGUUAUUUUCAGUUUAUAUUGGCACAUCCUGUUCUCUAUUUAAAUGUGAAUGCUAAUGAUGUUAUACAUUCAUUAUUCAGUUUUUAUUUUCUUAUAUCAUCAUAUAUUAUAUAUUUCUAUUCAUAUUUAUAAUUCAAUUAUUUAUUAAUGGUAAAGAAUCACUCUAGGGGAAAAUGAUAAAAUAUAGUAACAACCGAUGUUUCAUAAGGAAUUAAACGAAGCUCAAUCUUAUUUGAGGAAAAACUGUAAUUAUUUGAUAUAUAAAAAAACUGAACACGAAAAGAACUGAGUGCACUCAGUGGCGUUCUCAUUUGUAUACAUCGCGAUGUCCAUAUAUGUUUUGUGAAUAUAUGCAAAAAAUGAAAUUCCAACCUUUUUUUCUUCAUUUUUUAUUACAUCAGAUUUUAAUUAUAUCUUCCAGAGUUUUCUUUUUUCUCUAUAAGUUUCAUUCAACUUCCCGUUUACGAUGAUCUUGAAUUGAUUUGAUUUUAUUUUAUUGUUUACUUCUGCAAUUACAUCAUUCGUAUAUAAAACAUUUUCCAUAACUU